Archocentrus centrarchus (flier cichlid) is the source of this 2233-nucleotide messenger RNA. RefSeq names its product UTP4 small subunit processome component (gene utp4). Lineage: Eukaryota; Metazoa; Chordata; Actinopteri; Cichliformes; Cichlidae. Gene Ontology annotation, biological process: maturation of SSU-rRNA from tricistronic rRNA transcript (SSU-rRNA, 5.8S rRNA, LSU-rRNA). Gene Ontology annotation, molecular function: RNA binding; protein binding. Gene Ontology annotation, cellular component: t-UTP complex; small-subunit processome; 90S preribosome. The coding region runs from base 77 to 2134 and encodes 685 amino acids. The record is from RefSeq and is a predicted model, not a curated record. The transcript has 18 exons.
AUUCUGUAAAGUGUGUUUGUGUUUGUGUUGGUGUGGAAGAUAUCUUGGUGACAACGAAGAAGAACAGCGGUCAACAAUGGGUGAGUUUAAAGUGCACCGGGUCCGCUUCUUUGACUACAUGCCCAGCGCUAUCCGGGCUAUGGCGUUCAACAGCUGCACCGAGAGACUGGCUGUGGCCCGAUCUGAUGGCACAGUAGAGAUCUUCAACUUCACUGACAAUUACUUCCAAGAAAAGGUGAUCCCAGGACAGGACGGCAGAACUGUUGAGGCUCUGUGUUGGGUGGGCCAACGACUGUUCAGUGCUGGUUUGAAUGGAGAAAUCACAGAGUAUCACCUGGAGAACCUGAGGCCCCGGUAUGCUGUAGAGGCAUAUGGAGGACCAAUAUGGACCAUCACUAGCAACAGCCAGGGGACACAGCUGGCAGUUGGUUGUGAGGAUGGGACCGUGAAGAUAUUUGCAAUACUGGAGGAGAGGAUUCAGUUUCAAAGAAACCUCAACAGACAGAAAGGCCGCAUCAUAUCUUUGGGCUGGCAUCCCUCUGGUGCGCAGAUUGCUGCUGGAAUGACUGACAUGAUUGCAGUCUUUGAUGCAGAGACAGGCCACACCACACACAGACUGCUGGUGGAGAGGGGUGUGGGAGCAUCUAAGAAUAAAGAAGUGGUGGUUUGGAGCAUUGGUUUUCUGUCCAACCACACCAUCAUCAGCGGUGAUUCUGCAGGAAAGGUCCAGAUCUGGGAUGGACUCACAGGAACUCUGGUCAGGAGUUACCUGGUCACCAGGUGGGAUGUUCUGGUUCUGUCUGUUUCACAGGAUGAGAGCAGUGUCAUUGCUGGGACAUCCGAGGGCACCGUCAUCCAGUUCCAGUUCAUCUCCUCCACUGUGGACCAGCACGAGAAAGAGUGGGUCCGAACAAGGACCUUUAGAAACCAUUCGCAUGAUGUGCGGGCACUUAUUCACACAGGCACCGCAGUGGUUUCUGGAGGUAUGGAUACCCAGUUGGUGGUGCGCCCACUGCUGGAUAAGGUGGAAAGGAACACUCAGGAGUCAGCACUGCGCAAAAUAGCUUUCCCACAUAGGAGCCUAGUUGGUUGUGCAAAGAAAGCUGGACUCCUCCUCUUCCAGUUCCCUGGUCACUUAGAGCUCUGGAAACUUGGAGAAAGUGAAGGACAUGGAAAACCUGGCGACUGUCUACCUGUGAAGAGGAAACCAGAGAAGCUGAUCGAGCUGAAGCGGAAGGGAGAAGAUCAUAUCUGCUGCAGUGCUUUGUCUGCAUGUGGAGGCUGGCUGGCAUAUUCCACUGUCUCCAGUGUUUGUCUCUACAGAGUACAAUACAACAGCAACAACAUCGGGAUCAAGAAGGUGUCCAAACUACCUAAAGAACUUCGCUCAGCCCACCAGCUCUGCUUCUCCUCUGACUCCUCCAAACUCUUUGCGUCCUCUCGCCAAUCUUCAGUUAUUGUUGUUGCUGUCAACCAGCUGGAGUGCAAAUAUCUUCAUACUCUCCAACAUAAGUCAGGUUCCAGACAGCCAGUCCACCUGCUUUUUGCCAGUGAUGAUGGUAAAUGGCUUGCUACAGCAAACACAGACUGUGAGAUCCACAUCUACAACCUUCACAAGCUGAAGCUCCACUGUAUGGUUCCAGUGUACAGCUCCUGCCCCACUGCCAUCGCCAUUCACCCAGUGACCAGCAAUCUCAUCUCUGUGCAUGCCGACCAGCAGAUCUUUGAAUUCUCCUUGGUGCAGAAGGAGUACACACAAUGGAGUCGAAAACUGCAGACACAAGGACUGCAUUCCCUGUGGCUGGAGCGGGACACACCCAUAACCCACAUCACCUUCAAUCCCAGGAACCCAGACCACAUCAUUCUGCACGACACCUUCAUGUUCUGCAUCAUUGACCAGAGUCUGCCUCUCCCAGAAGUGAAGGCAGUGCUCUGCAAUCAAAUGACAUUGAAGAGCCUUCCUGUGCCAGAGAGGAUUGGACAAAGCCAUGCCUUUAAGAUCUGUAAAAAUUUCCAGCACCUCAUGUGUGUCAGUCUAUUGGAGGACCUCUCUCUGGUGGUAGUGGAGCGCCCCUUGCUGGACAUCAUGUCUCAGCUGCCUGCACCUGUCCACCAGAAGAAGUUUGCAACUUAAAUGUUUGUGUGACAAGAUUUGAAUGUUAUCUUGUGUUAAUAGUUCUCUAUUUUGUAUGAGAAGUUUUGAAAAUGUAAUAAAAUAAACUUUUUACUGUUA